AUGAUGAUGAGUUGGCAUCGAUAUCUUCUUAUCGUUCUCUGUCUAAUUGCUAGUCUUGACAGCAGAAAAUUAACGAACGAGGAGAAUGAGAAGCGAUUGGAACAGUGCGGAAAAGUGCACAGACGUAUGUUUCCUUAAUCUUUCUCCAAGACAAUGGUACUGUUGCAGCGAAAGUGUUCAACGGAAGAGAGGCGGAUACGGAAGAGGCGCCGUGGUCCGUGCAAGUUUCGACUCCGAACGGCUCGUGCACCGGCACUCUUCUCUCCCCUCGUCACGUCCUCACAACAUCUCAUUGUGUUGCAAAAGCGGACGAGGAAUCACGUCCACCCAGAAAAUGGAUGAAUAUCACUUUGAAGAAAAAUUACUUCGAUCGGAGCAAGUGCGAACCGCACGGGUGAGCCCUAUGACUCUUCGGUGAAUCUUCUAAAAAACUCCCAUCUUUUACAGUAACAUUGUGAUCAGCGAAGUGUUGGCCAGCAAAGUGACGGUGUAUCGGAACGAUACAAUGGUCGGGAGGGCCAAGUUUGUGAGCGAAUUUAUCUUUUGACUCCGCCCACAAAAGGUUGCUUCAGUUGGUGUUGUUCAGUCUUUGCCGGAUUGCAAACGAAGGCUAUUACUACGAGUAUCCGGAUGACAUUAUGGUAGUCGAGUUGGCGGAUGACGCGGAAUACUCUCCGAUUCUCCAACCGGCUUGUCUUGCGAGUGAGCUCCUCUUGCUUCAAGUAUUCAGUACCUUUGUGAUUGAAUUUAGGAGACAUCAGUGACAACGAACCGGGAACCGUUCUCGAUUUUUUUGGAUUUGGACAAAAUCGUCAGUAACUCUCCAUCCGUCUUUUAUUGCAAAAUUGUUCAUUUUUAGCCAAUCAAAAUGAGAAAACGAAUCUAGGUUCCGGUGGAAUUCUGAGAUACGAGAAGAUAAAAGUGAGUAGUUGGGAAAUGGAUUGAAAAGAAACGUGCAAUCAGGUGCUGGAGGAGAACAAAAAGGGCACUUCGAAACGGAUGGAUACCCGAGUGUUUCAUACGAGAAGCGUCACUGAGACCUCGAUUGUCUGCCCGGUACUCUAAUAAUCCUCAACUUGUUCAGUCUAUGGAUCAAUUUCAGGGAGACAGUGGCGGAGGAGCUGUGCGGAAGAUCGACGGAAGGAUUACGGUAGUUGGAGCAUUGAUGAGAGGUUUGUUCGUUUUAGCUUAGCACAGCUGAAGAAAGAGAACAACUCAGGUACCUGCGAAUUUAUGAAAAGAGGAAAGGAUGCAUUGGAAAUCCACGCGUCCGCAGGAUAUCACGCACACGAAAUCUGCAAGUACACGGGAAUCUGCACUCCGCCCAGAAGCCAGUCGUCCGAGAGACUAAUUCUAACUGUUUCCUUUGUCAUUCCCAUAUUAUUCAUGAUUAUUUCUUAA
Molecule: messenger RNA, 1401 nt
Organism: Caenorhabditis sp. 36 PRJEB53466
Lineage: Eukaryota; Metazoa; Nematoda; Chromadorea; Rhabditida; Rhabditidae
Source: the annotation of a GenBank genome assembly